Seriola dumerili (greater amberjack) is the source of this 531-nucleotide messenger RNA. It is a transcript of the gene cryaa, whose product is annotated as alpha-crystallin A chain-like. Gene Ontology annotation, biological process: response to heat; protein refolding; lens development in camera-type eye. The transcript is spliced from 3 exons. The coding region runs from base 1 to 531 and encodes 176 amino acids. Gene Ontology annotation, molecular function: protein folding chaperone; structural constituent of eye lens. The record is from RefSeq and is a predicted model, not a curated record. Lineage: Eukaryota; Metazoa; Chordata; Actinopteri; Carangiformes; Carangidae.
AUGGAUAUUGCCAUUCAGCACCCCUGGUUCAGACGCGCCCUGGGCUCCGUCUACCCUGCCAGACUCUUUGACCAGUUCUUUGGAGAGGGCAUGUUUGACUACGACCUCUUCCCCUACACCGCCUCCACCAUCAGCCCCUACUACAGACAGUCACUGUUCCGCAACUUCCUGGACUCGUCCAACUCUGGCAUCUCUGAGGUGAGGUCUGACAGGGAUAAGUUCACAGUCUACCUGGACGUUAAGCACUUCUCACCUGAUGAGCUUAGUGUGAAGGUCACUGACGACUACGUGGAGAUCCAGGGAAAGCAUGGAGAGAGACAGGACGACCACGGUUACAUCUCUCGCGAGUUUCAUCGCCGCUACCGCCUCCCCUCCAGCGUCGACCAAUCAGCGAUCACCUGCUGUCUGUCAACUGAUGGCCUGUUGACUAUGACUGGGCCAAAGGUCACCGGGGGUAGUGAGUCCAGCCGUGGCGAGCGCAGUAUCCCCGUCACCCGUGAUGAUAAGCCCAAUGCCGCUGCAUCCUCUUAG